ACUGUGAACAAGUGCAUGUGGUAGAAGUAGGUGAUUACUGAGUCUCGACCGGGAGAAGGUGACCGAAAUCUAUGAAAAGACGAAGUUGGAGCUUGCUUAGCGUGCAACAACGACGUCAACGAUGGAAAGCACUUUACCCAUGUGGGACUUUGUGUCUCCUGAAGAAAAUGAAGUACUGAUUGAUAAGUUCAGAACAGAAAGUAAGAAGGUCAUCGACAGGUGGUCCUUGGGGAAUGCAUCUACUAAUGAGAGAGAUGCAGCAGUUUCUUUUUUGGUGCAGCUUGGAGCUGUAAGAAUCACUUUUCAGUCUAGCAGUGAUCACAUACAAUCUGAGAGACGAGUGUCCUUCCAAUUUGAAGACAGACCGCUUUUGGAGACAAAACAUGAUGGUCCUGAUACAGCAGAUCCCCCACCGAUGAAGAGUGAGGACAUCGAUAGAGAGCAAUCAAGGGCCUUGACGUCUGAUUCACAAGCAAGCAGUUCCAAAGAUGUGCCAAUGGACUGUGGUUUGGAGACAAAACAUGAUGGUCCUGAUACAGCAGAUCCCCCACCGAUGAAGAGUGAGGACAUCGAUAGAGAGCAAUCAAGGGCCUUGACGUCUGAUUCACAAGCAAGCAGUUCCAAAGAUGUGCCAAUGGACUGUGGUUUGGAGACAAAACAUGAUGGUUCUGAUACAGCAGAUCCCCCACCGAUAAAGAAUGAGGACAUCGAUAGCAGAGAGCAAUCAGGUGCCUUGACGUCUGCUUCACAAGCAAGCAGUUCUAAAGAUGUGCCAAUCGACUGUGGUGAUGAUGAGGACAAUGAAAAUUGUUCAGCAUGGAUGAGCGAAUCUAGUGAUGAUGAUGAUGAUGAUGAUACAGUAACUGCAAAGGAGGAUGAUAGAAGUGCAACUCAACAACCAAGCGAGGAACAUCCAUGUCCUAAUUGCCAUGCCAUCCUACACAGCACCUGGGAAUUAGAUCUGCACAAAGUGAACGAUUGUUCUGAGGAUCCCAUCAAGUAUGUGUACAAUUGCGAUCAAUGCACAAAGUCUUUUCUCUGGAAGCUUAAGCUAAUUUCGCAUUUACGCAUUGAUCAUAAAAUGACCCCUCAUGAUGUUAUUGUAAAACUUGAAGAAUUGGAAAGUACCAAAAUUCAAAAAGGUAUGAAAAUUAAGACAUCCAAGAAGGAAUCACACAGACGGCAAGGCCUCAGGAAAUCUAGAGCAGAAAGAAAGAGGCAAAAAGUGUCAGGGAGAAAGAAAAAGGGUGAAGGGAGUGUACAGAAAAUGAAACGAACCAGAAGCAACAUAGCAGUUGCACCUCCGAAAUUAAAGAGACUGUGUGUCCGUCUUAAAAAAAUAAAAACGGACGAUAGGAAUGAAUUCAGUUCUUCCAGCAGGCAGACAAGAUCUAGUAAGACAGCUGUGGUUUCUAAUGUAGAUAUAGCACCACAGAACUGUACUUCUAAUGAUCAUCAAAACCUAGAAGCCUUGGAUGCUAAAUCCAAUUGUGAAAGACGUGCUAUAGUGGAAGUUGGUGAAGAUGAAAUUGUGAGGGAAGAGAAGACUGAAUGUAAAGACAAUGAAAGACAGACUGUGUGGCCAGAGUCUGAGCUCAGUGAAGCUAGACUAUUAGAAGAGAAUGACCAUUCAUUAGCUAACUCUGAGAGCAGUGAUGACAAGGGAUUUACUGAUGAGAAUGUAGAUACAUGUACCCCCUCUAGCCCUACAAAUGAGAAUAUAAAAAGUGAGGUUCUCACUGACCCGAUUGUUGAUGACACCCCGGAAGUCAUGCUUGAGCCGAGUGAAGAAAUUGAUCAAAAGAAUGUUAGAAUUGAAAAGGGAAGAAAGGUAUGUGACCAAAAUACAUGUAACUCCACCAUUAGUUCAAAAUCAGAGAGUAAAGAAAGCAUUUUUAGAUGCUUGCUCUGUGAUAUGGAAUUUAAAAAGGCUUAUCAAUACCGCAAGCACAUGUUUGAUUGUCAUAAAGAAAGCAGGUAUCGGGAGUUCACAUGCAGUACAUGUGAUAAAAUGUUUUUGAAGAAAUCAAUAUACACAACUCACAUCAAAACCCAUAUGGACAGAAACAAACGUCAGAAAUAUCACUGCAAGGAAUGCAAUAAGUCCUUCUUGUCGAAGUACGAUCACAUUCUUCAUAUGGACUGGCAUGCUGAGAAAUUCAAAUGUGAAACGUGUGGUAAGUUGCUUUCGAGCAAACAAACACUGGAGAGUCAUAUCAAAUGUGUUCACAACAAGUUGAAGUACCCCUGCCACCUCUGUGAGAAGGUAUUUGCAAAUGAAAAGUAUUUAAAGUGGCAUAUAGAAGACCACGAACUAGGACGGAAAUAUAAAUGUGGAGAAUGUGGAGGAACCUUCCUCCGUCCUCAUCAACUGAAAUCACACAAGGAACUUGUCCAUUCAGGUGCCUGUCAAUGCUCUUGUGAACAUUGCGGAGCAACUUUCAAGACUCCACAGAUCUUGAAACAGCACACUGACACUGUCCACUCCCUUGUUUACAAGUACUCUUGUGAUGUUUGCGGGAAGAAAUUCAACCGCACAUCCAUCCUGAAUCGUCAUAAGAAGGUCCAUUCCAAUGACCCGAUGUUGAGGCGUUUUCCUUGUACACUGUGCGAUAAGCGUUUCAAUGAUCAAAGCAAGUUGAAGGUUCAUAUGGAUUGGCAUAAUAACGUCAGGUCACAUACGUGCGUAAUAUGCGAGAAGUCGUUUUUGACCAAAGGUAACCUAACCAAGCACAUGUUUACCCACCAGGAUAAGAAACGCCAUGAAUGUGAAAUUUGUUCUGUAGGUUUUAUAGACCUGCCACAACUAAGGAAACAUCUCAAAGUAAAGCACAAGGUCACCCUAAAAAAAAUUAACACCAAUGCAAGACUUGAAGCCACCAAGUUAGUUGAAGAUGAACACCUAGUCAAUAAAUCUGCUGCAGGGCCACUUUUACCAUCAGACUCAAGGUCUGCAGACACUGCCAACGAUGGUCCAGUUCAUCAUCAAGAACACUUGACCAAUGACAAUGUUUAUCAAGUAUCUGAGGCCAGCAUGUAUCAAGUACCUGAGCCCAGUGUCAGUGAAAGUGUAGGACAACUGCUUCUAGAAAUGGUGACUUUGUAGAUGCAUGCCAAAUUAAUCUUGAAGAUUGAUAUAUAUAUAUAUAUAUUCUGAAUAUUGCUCACAAGCUUUCGUUUGGAUGACGGAUGCUUUUAAUUUGGCAGUGAACUGCAACUGUACUGUCAUUAGGUGUACUAAAGUGUUUCUGUCCUCUGACUCUCAGAAACAGUGGGUCAUGAGGCCCCGUUGAAUGAAAUUACUAUUAUUUGGUAGCUUUACCAUCCAAUGGUAACUACCGUGGUAACGCUGAUCAACGGCCAAUCAAAAUAAGGAUCCCAUAUAAGUUACCAUUGCAUGGCAAAGCUACCAUAAUGGUAACUUUUAUGCAAUGGGCCCUGGAUUUGAAUCCCAGCCAUGUUGUCCAUUUCCGUCAGCAAGGGAGUUUCCAUGCUGUGCCGCACUCAACCAAGGUGUGGUAUGUUGACCUGGGAGCAUUAACUACAGUAAUACAUGUGCAAAUGGUUCAGUUGUCAAUUACAUCAUUGUAAAAACAUCCAUCCUAACCAUAAGCUCCCUUUUCUUGUAAACUAACAGGUACAGUAAAAUCUUGAAAACAAUGAUCACCUCUCUUGUAAUUGAUUGUGACAGGGGUGUGAGAGAUCAGAUUUUUAUCCGAUUCCCGAUUUUGGGGGUUUUGAUUUUCAGCUUAAUUUCAGCUUAUUUUUGGCUUUCCUCUGUACAAAAAGUAUGGGAGCUCUUUCUAUUUCAGAUUUUUCAACACUCUUCAGCUUUUUUCAGAUCUUUUUAUUUGUGACCACUCACCCCCCUGUUGUGAGGCAAACUGUUCAGAAUACAGUUUCCUUUUUACCAGUAGGUACCUUGUAUUGGUGAGUUUGUACAAGGAAUCCAUGUGGGUGUUUCAUCAAGCUGACCAUAAGCUACGAGUGACUUCAUGAAUGACUGGUGAUCCUUUCUUGUGGCAAAUAAUACACACCAGAUUUUAAUUGGUAUGGAUGUAGUUCCUAUUAGAAAGGGUCACCAGUCGCCCAUCCGGAGGUUAUGGAGUUUUGUCCCCACUAAACCAAUUUGGCAGAAGAGUCUACCCACUGCAGAAACAGUAGCGUUUCAAAAGCAUCUUUAGACAAGUGCAAGUCUCUAAUAUGCUCAAAUAUAGUAGUUGUAUCAAAACUGUUAUUUCUGUUGAUAUGAUAGAUAUAUCAGCUAAUACAUUUAACAAUUUACCAUUUGGAAGUAUAAAUAAUUUGAAUUCUAAUGAUACGUUGGUUUUGUUUCUAGGACUAUGCAUAGACUUUUAUACCAGCGUAUGACUGCAAAAUAGCAGACGGGUCACUUCAACUGCCCAUAUAUUAUGGACAGUUUGUCCCUCACAAUGCAGUCAAUACAUGUAUUUACAAUUGAUUGAAACUAUAGUUUACACCUUGCCAAAGACUUUUGAAUUAGCAUAAAUUGUAAUUGUAAAAUAUGAUUGUACAUUUUAUGAAUAGGCCUACAUGGCCCAUGAUAUGAGAGCAUUAAAAGCUGUAACUUUACAAUGACAUCUGACAAUAUGAACUUUGUGUAGGUUUAAGAGCCAAAAGCAAUUCCAUAUUCUUGCAUUUCAUACCGUUGCUGGUAAACAUUGCUGUAAAUAUAUAUUUCUUGUAACUCACUGUAUAA
Molecule: messenger RNA, 4720 nt
Organism: Lytechinus pictus (painted urchin)
Lineage: Eukaryota; Metazoa; Echinodermata; Echinoidea; Temnopleuroida; Toxopneustidae
Product: zinc finger protein 91-like
Exons: 4
Coding region: 122-3106 (994 amino acids)
Biological process (GO): regulation of transcription by RNA polymerase II
Cellular component (GO): nucleus
Molecular function (GO): DNA-binding transcription factor activity, RNA polymerase II-specific
Source: RefSeq, a predicted model, not a curated record